AUGCAAGCUACGAAAAGCAGAUUAGCAGAAGGCAUCGACUCAACCGAAAGCUACCGCUUUGCUGUUAAUCACUAUUCAAAAUCUGUGGCUGGUCUGCGGACUGCCCUCAAUCAGUUCGCAAUCCUACCCAACCUUCGACAUAGCAUUCUUUGGACGACCCACUUGUUAGGAUUGUUUGAGCUCAUGAGUGACACGACAGGCCAAGGUUGGGUCCAGCAUCUUGUCCACGGUACAUCUAACGCUCUUGUUGCCACCGGCCCAUGGGCUUUUGAAUCCGGUCUGGGGAAGAGAUUCUUUACGGAGAUCAGGAUAUUCGAAGUUUGUCGAGCCAUCAUAUUUAAUGAGCCUACAUUCCUUGCAGACCCAGGAUGGCAAAGCCUUUCAGCCAAGUUACAAGGAUUAGACGCUGAUCAGUCACAUCCAUUGGAUACCCUGCUGGACAUCAUUGUCUUGUGCUCGACGUUACGAGUUCGAGCAAGUAAUCUCAUUUGCUCGCUUCAAGAUGGCCAGCCUGAUGGCAUACCUGAUGAAGCUCACGACAUCGCCGCGGAAGGAUUUCGUUUGAGACAUGCUCUUGCUCUUUGGCAGGCAACCCGCAGAGAAUCUACGCCAACUUCAACCUUCAAAGGCGAAACAACGGCGGAUGAUGACUUUCUCUCCCUAGCCGAAGUCUUUUUCUCAGCAACAAGCAUCUACCUCUCUGGAGUCUUCGACUACGAAAUCGUCCACUGGCAAAACAUGGGCAUCCGAGUCCCAAACCUGAGCGAAGAAGAGAUCCAGACGCACGUUUCUACCAUUCUUGUGCUCAGCGGCAUGAUUCUCGACAACUCCAAGAUAUCGCCCGUGCUUGUCCUCUUCCCUUUGAGAGUUGCCGGCGCGCGUUCAUGGGACCAAUGGCAAUAUGAUUGCAUUAUUGAACUUCUGGAAAGGAUUGAGCAGACUUUCCCGGUGGCUGCUGCUUUCAGGAUGGAUCUGGGAGCGCUGUGGGCUUCCAGAUGUUGA
Messenger RNA from Fusarium falciforme, 1002 nucleotides. RefSeq names its product Zn(2)-C6 fungal-type domain-containing protein. Lineage: Eukaryota; Fungi; Ascomycota; Sordariomycetes; Hypocreales; Nectriaceae. The coding region runs from base 1 to 1002 and encodes 333 amino acids. The transcript has 3 exons. The record is from RefSeq and is a predicted model, not a curated record.